GACGUAAUAGUUGCCAUUGCAUGUUUUUGCUCAGUGCAGCCAGUAGCAGUAAAAAUUAAAUUUCGCCAAUUUUCUUUUUGUUGUUGCUGCUACUAUUAAUGCGUGUUUAUUUCGAUGUCUUCAACGGAGGAAGAAGUCGAAUUUGACAUCGAAUAUAUUGCUACGGAGGUCCAGCCUUACAUGUUUGAACCGCUAGCUAGUAGCAAUAAUGUUGAAACUGACGAAGAUCUGUCUUCGUCGUCGUCAACGGACAGCUCAUCUGACGAAUAUACUCACAGGAUUGGAAAUACAAACUGGUGUGAGUGUGGACACUGUGUGGCGAUGACAACCGGCCGGGAAAGCAUUUGUUGCCAUGAGGAACCGAAGACAGACCCUAAAAUUAAUGGUGACCAUUUAUGCAUCACAGAAGAACAAGAGUUUCACAUGGUCUGCAUCAACGAAACAGUCGUUAGAACAGCUAUGGUUGUAUUCGUUCACGAUCACGGGGCAAUACCAGACGCUCCAGAAACCGAAACUUUGCGUUACACUGCCUAUAGGCAAUGGACAGCAUGGAUACAUGGAAAGCUUGGCAAGAAAUAUCGACUUCCUAUACCAUCCUGUGCUGUUAAAGAAAUAAGGAAAGCAUUUCCUUCACCUUCUGGCAUAGAUAAAGGCUUUGAAUAUGCACAGCAUUUAUAAAUACCUCUUGCAUUGCCUUGUAAAAGAAAUGUGUAUGCUUUGGUGCAUAUAGUAUAACAACUCGAUGAAAACCUUCAAGAGCUUAUGUUUGUUUUUCAUGGCUGAGCUUCCCAAUAUCUUUCAUGAGAUACCUGCUUUCAACAAUCGAUGCCAAUUCAGUAAAUGCUCUAGAUCCUUGGAAAAAAGAUAGAAAAUUUUAUGGUGCCCAUUUAUGUCAUAUGUUGACAAAUAACACCACAUUGUGGCAUUGGCUGGCAAUUGAAGUUUGUUGAUAAAGAAAGUAUCAAUUACUGUAAAUAACUAUUAUGUCUUAUACCAGAGCAUUUAGGAUUAAUUUGUACCUUUCUUUAUCCAUAAGCGAGGCUCAAGAGUACCAUGCUCACAUUUUGGAAAUAAUUCGCUAUGACCAUCAUGAAUGUUGCAAAUGUGAUUCAUCAAUGAUAGCCAUUUAGCCUUAAGUAGUUUCUCAUCACCACCACUACUUGCAGCACACCAGUAGACAUGGUUAGAUAUUGACUGUGCCCAAUCAAGUAGCAAUCUACAUCCACUCUUCUUACUGGCUGCCAUUACCUUUUUUUUGAUACCUGUAGAAAAAAAUAGACACUGUACAUUGGUUAAAAAAUUGUAAUGCAAAACAUAGCAAUAAUUGAUCAAAAUAUCAUGAAAUUAAAUGCAAUUAGAAAAAUUCUAAAA
This is a messenger RNA of Xenia sp. Carnegie-2017, 1371 nucleotides long. RefSeq names its product P2X purinoceptor 7-like. The record is from RefSeq and is a predicted model, not a curated record. The transcript is spliced from 4 exons. Lineage: Eukaryota; Metazoa; Cnidaria; Anthozoa; Malacalcyonacea; Xeniidae. Bases 115 to 678 code for a protein of 187 amino acids.